Messenger RNA from Zychaea mexicana, 198 nucleotides. RefSeq lists its product as uncharacterized. The transcript is spliced from 2 exons. The record is from RefSeq and is a predicted model, not a curated record. Bases 1 to 198 code for a protein of 65 amino acids. NCBI's taxonomy places the organism in Eukaryota, Fungi, Mucoromycota, Mucoromycetes, Mucorales, Lichtheimiaceae.
AUGCCAGUCCCUGAAGCAUCUACAGCGCCCAAACGAACUUACGAGGAAGCACUACUCUGUGCAUCUCGCCUUGUAUCUGCGAAACCAGAAACUCGAAAUAAGGCACUGUGGAUUCUGAAUGAAAUGCAGCUUCAACCAUUUGCCUUAGUUGAUUCCAAUAAUAUCGAGCACGUCCACCAAGAAAAACGACAAAAGUAG